Molecule: messenger RNA, 1257 nt
Organism: Cetraspora pellucida
Lineage: Eukaryota; Fungi; Glomeromycota; Glomeromycetes; Diversisporales; Gigasporaceae
Source: the annotation of a GenBank genome assembly
AUGUACAAUGAUCAAAUAUUCAAUGAUGAAAUUGUUAGAGAAAGCAGUAUGCUACAAGAACCUGAAGAACCCUAUAAUAUAGAUAAAUAUGAUAGUUUAGAUGUUAAUAACAGUUUAGAUGUCGAUGAUAGUUUAGAUAUUGAUAAAAAUUUAAGCAAUGACAAUUUAAAUGAUGUUAAUGAUCCUAUAGAUCAAUCCUUACCUAUUACUACAUAUUUUCCACCACGCGAAGCUUCUACAAAAAGCAAAAAAAAAAUGAAGGCAAUAAAUAAUAAAGGUGAUGGUACUUUAAAGCAUUGCGAUACAGAGUUUAAACCUAAGACAUCAACAAGUAGUAUAGCUGCACAUUUACAAAGCAACACUCCUCUUUCAGAAAAUCAACAAAUUCGUAUUGCAUAUCAGCUAGUUGCUUGGAUAGUAGAAGCAAUGAUGUCCUUAAAUUGUAUAAAUAAUGUCAGUUUUGGGAUUUUUGCUAUGAGAUUAAUCGACGGAGAUCAGAUCGAAGACUUUUUACGUAAAGUUCUUGCUAAAUGGGAAAUAUUUGACAAACUUAGUGUUGUAAUAACUAAUAAUGUGUCAUCUAUAGUAAAAGCAAUUCGGCAAUUAGGCUCUACUCAUCUUGGUUGUAUGGCUCACACUAUUCAUCUUGCAGUUACAGAUGGUUUGAAAGAAUGUGAAAACUUAAUUGGACAUGCAAAAUUAUUAAAUAACUUUUUACAGCUUCUUGAACUUCGGGAUUCCAUUUCAGAAUUGGCUACAAACUUAGUAAAUGACCCAGAUCGUACAAUCCGUGCAGAUGGUAAUACCCUAACCGAAAGAAUGCUAUCAAAUGAAGAGUGGAAAGGGCUAGAAGAAUUAUAUCAAAUGGAAAAUAUACUUACAUAUCCCUCCAUUAUCGAAGCACACAAAACUCUCCGUACAUCAUUGGCAUUUCGAUGGGAUGACCCCAAAAUGGAUGGAUGGCUCGCAACAUUUCUUGAUCCCCGUUUUAAAACACUAUCAAUUGUGUCACCUACAAUGCAACAAGAGACAAUACAAGAAUUACGUAGAAGACUUGAGCUUUCUCAGCAAGAAGAAAACAUACCAAUUACUAAUCAAGUUUCAAAAACAGACAUGGCUUCUUUCUUUGGUGAUGAAAUAGAAUCUUCUCCCCUUUCACCUGUUGAUCUCGAACUUCAAAUGUAUUAUUCAAUUCUCGAAAUCCCCAAAUAUGAUCCAAAAGACCCUCUUUAUGAGAAAUAUAAUCCAUUAAAAUGA